AUGCUGGCCGCGCAGGGAGCACGACGAGUGCCCUUGCCGUCCCAGGAAAUCUGUCUUAACCGCCCUCUUUUGCGCCCAAAUUAUCUCGGAAUCACUCGCAACAGCUCUAGGACCUCUCGCGGCUCGAGGGGAUAUGCCACGGCCACGGAUGCGGACGCUGGCCGAUCGCACUUCUGGUUCCUCCCCAAGGACGGCUUCAAACGCUCAAAGACAAAGUCCUCUUCGUUUAAUACAGGCAGAGGAUCAUGUUUUGGUAGCUGUUUUGGCCCCCGUCAGCAAGCACGACCAUAUGUUCGUUUAGAGUCCUACGAUCCGUCGUCACGGCUGCUCGCCUGGAUUGGACGAUGCGGUGUAGGCUGUAAUGCGUAUGGAGGAUCUCUGGUCAUGAUGGAGUCGAUGCGAACCUCGAGCGACAACUGGAGACGAGUCCAGGCUAAUCUACUGUCCUCACUGCAGCGAAGGAUGACACCCGUAUCUAUUGUCGAUGGCUCUCCACAGAAGCGCGACUUUCAUUCGAGCAGCAAGCGAGAUGGCAUGUGGCAUUUGGUGAUACACACUGCUGCCUAUCUCAAAUCGAGCGGAGCACUUACUGCAGUCCAGACGGUAGGACGAAUCGCGCUUACAUUAUUACCUAUGGCUGUCAUCAAGCGCUCGCUCUUUCGCAAGUUAAUUAAGGUGCUGCCGCUCUCUGAACACCCAACCCUCGCUUCUCUCCACAAGCACAUGCAAUCUUCGAUUAGUGCAAUCAACGUCGCAUUAUGGGGCCUUUUGAUCGUUCCCGCCGGAUUUUUCGUCGCUACCAUAUUGGCAAGUAUGGAACGCACCCCCAUCACCGGUCGAUGGCGAUUGAUCCUUUUGUCGCCCGAAGAAGAGAGAAGCGUCGCUGCUGACCUUGCUGGGGAUGGCUGGAAGGAGGCAGUCGUGAACAUUCUCACCGAGGGAAAGACGGUACCCUUGCCCAGAGUAAUUCCCCGUUCUGACUGGAGAAGCGAAUGGGUUUUGCAAACCUGGCGGCACCUCGAAGCCGUCGUACCACUCAUGCAGGCCGAUGACGCAGAGAUCAAAAAGGCCUUUGAGCGAUUCGCUAAACAAGAGCGAGAGGGACAAGAUGUCAUUCCUUUCCCUCCGCCGUCUGAAUAUGCGCUCAUGCCUCGGCCUCGUGCAACAACGCUGUUGCAUUCAAUCUCACCUUGCAUGUCAGACGUGAUGGAAGAGGCGGCGCUAGCUACGCUUUCGUCAGAAGAUGACCCGAUAGAAGCGGACAAGCGCUUGACCUCUCAAGACCCUCCACCACAUACGCUCCUCGGUCCACCGUAUUCAGUCCUCCUGGUUGACAAACCGCAAUCGGCAAAUGCAUUCUCCUAUGGGUUUGGGCCGAAUGGAGCGGGUGGCGUCGUCGUCUAUUCUGGAUUCAUCGACGAAAUCCUCAGAAAGACGGACCCGGCUGCGAUCGGUGAAGGCUCACCGUCUUCGACUAAUUCUGGAAGCAGAAGCUUCCUGUCACUCUUUACUGGCUCUUCUACAUCACAGCAGCCAUCUAUACAGGCUGCCAAUACUAUCCCCACUCAAUAUACGCCUACACAGGAGCAAACCACACUAUUGGCUAUUCUCCUCGCACACGAAAUGGCACAUCUCGUUUUAUCUCAUCAUUUGGAAACACUUUCAUCCAACUCGAUUCUUAUUCCUACCGUCGUCGGCAUGUUUUCCGACCUCGCACGUACACUCGUAUUCCCGUUUACCAUGGUCUUUGGACCAUUCGUAAACGACGCCCUCUGGGAGGUUAGCAAGCUCGGAACAGGCGAGGUCGUCAAGAACACCGAGGCAUGCACCGUCAGGGCCCUCGAGGUGGAGGCUGACGUUGUCGGCGCAAGACUCCUCGCAUACGCUGGCUUUGACGCUCGAGCCGCUGUCAAGUUUUGGGAAGAGCGUGAAGCAGCUGAUACGUGCGCUGAAGCACAAUGCAAGAGCAAGCCUGCUGUGGAUGCAGAUUCUCCGAGUAUCCUUUCUCGGAUUCGCCAGCUGGUGCCCAUCGCUGGGCCAAGUCUUGAGGGCGCAUGGUUUACCAAAACCGGCAGCGAUCAUGCCGGUCCACAUCCCAUUAGUGCAGAGCGCCUCAAUCGGCUCCGUGCGGAGCUGCAACGAUGGGAGCACGAGCGCACCAAGUUUCAGAAGACUUUGAGCGACGAUGUCUCAUCACCGGUAGCUACCGCAUAG
Molecule: messenger RNA, 2214 nt
Organism: Serendipita indica DSM 11827
Lineage: Eukaryota; Fungi; Basidiomycota; Agaricomycetes; Sebacinales; Serendipitaceae
Source: the annotation of a GenBank genome assembly